AUGAAAGUGCAGGAGAGGUCGGCCUUUGGGAACAACCCUCAAGCAAUGAGUAACAGGAGAUGGGACAACACGAAGAAAGAGGCUGGAAAGUCGCCCAAGAAAGACAAAGACCCAGUGAACAAAUCUGGGGGCAAGGCCAAAAGGAAGAAGUGGUCCAGAGGCAAAGUUCGGGACAAGCUCAAUGACCUGGUCUUGUCUGACAAAACGACAUAUGACCAACUCCUUAAGGAAGUUCCCAACUAUAAGCUUAUAACCCCAGCUGUUGUCUUGGAGAGACUGGAGAUUCAGGGUUCCCUGGCCAGGGCAGCCCUUCAGGAGCUCCUUAGUAAAGGACUUACCGAACGGGUUUCAAAGCACAGAGCUCAUGUCAUUUACACCAGAAAUACCAAGGACAGAGAUGCACCAGCUGCUGGUGAAGAUGCAUACACACGUCCCCCCAACUGUACACUUUGA
Molecule: messenger RNA, 453 nt
Organism: Lynx canadensis (Canada lynx)
Lineage: Eukaryota; Metazoa; Chordata; Mammalia; Carnivora; Felidae
Product: 40S ribosomal protein S25-like
Cellular component (GO): cytosolic small ribosomal subunit
Molecular function (GO): structural constituent of ribosome
Source: RefSeq, a predicted model, not a curated record